AUGUCAGCUAUCUAUAAGGCAUUACAAUCCAAAUCAUCUAAGGAAACAUCGGAAAAAACCAAACAUAUUAAUAGACAAAGAUUAUUGGUGAUAUCAUCUCGUGGUAUUACUUAUAGGCAUCGUCAUUUAAUUCAAGAUUUAUUAGCAUUAUUACCACACGCUAGAAAAGAACCAAAAUUUGAUUCUAAAAAAAAUUUACAUCAAUUAAAUGAAGUUGCUGAAUUAUACAAUUGUAAUAAUAUUUUCUUUUUUGAAUGUAGAAAACAUCAAGAUUUAUAUUUAUGGAUUUCAAAACCACCAAAUGGACCAACUUUAAAAUUUCAUAUUCAAAAUUUACAUACUUUAGAUGAAUUGAAUUUCACUGGGAAUUGUUUAAAAGGUUCAAGACCAAUUUUAAGUUUUGAUAAAAGUUUUUUAGAAAAUGAUCAUUAUAAAUUAUUAAAAGAAAUGUUUCUUCAAACUUUUGGAGUUCCACCAAAUGCUAGAAAAUCAAAACCAUUUAUUGAUCAUGUCAUGACUUUUUCUAUAGUUGAUGGGAAAAUUUGGAUUCGAAACUAUCAAAUCAAUGAAACUUUGGAUGUUAAAGAAAAUGAUAAAAUUGAAGAUGAUGAAGAUUAUGAUGUUGAUCAAUUGAAUUUAGUGGAAAUUGGUCCAAGAUUAGUAUUGACUUUAAUCACCGUUUUAGAAGGAUCAUUUUCUGGUCCAAAAAUAUAUGAAAAUAAACAAUACGUUUCACCAAACUUUGUUAGAGCUCAAUUGAAACAACAAGCUGCUGAUCAAGCAAAAUCUAGAUCUCAAGCUGCUUUAGAAAGAAAGAUUAAAAAGAGAAACCAAGUUUUGAAAGCUGAUCCAUUAUCCAAUGAUGCUUUAUUUAAAUAG
This is a messenger RNA of Candida albicans SC5314, 879 nucleotides long. RefSeq names its product Csi2p (gene CSI2). Gene Ontology annotation, biological process: rRNA processing; ribosomal large subunit assembly. The transcript has a single exon. The record is from RefSeq and is a predicted model, not a curated record. NCBI's taxonomy places the organism in Eukaryota, Fungi, Ascomycota, Pichiomycetes, Serinales, Debaryomycetaceae. Gene Ontology annotation, molecular function: rRNA binding. Bases 1 to 879 code for a protein of 292 amino acids. Gene Ontology annotation, cellular component: nucleolus.